Molecule: messenger RNA, 1401 nt
Organism: Populus nigra (black poplar)
Lineage: Eukaryota; Viridiplantae; Streptophyta; Magnoliopsida; Malpighiales; Salicaceae
Product: NAC domain-containing protein 72-like
Exons: 3
Coding region: 95-1123 (342 amino acids)
Biological process (GO): regulation of DNA-templated transcription
Molecular function (GO): DNA binding
Source: RefSeq, a predicted model, not a curated record
UCAUGAAAAAAAGAGAGCAGAAAAACCCAGAAAAUAAUAAUAAAAUCGAAGCUCCAAUUCUUCUCUCCAGCCAAACAAACAGUCGUGUGCAAAAAUGGGACUGCAAGAAACAGACCCUCUAGCCCAAUUGAGCUUGCCACCGGGAUUUCGGUUUCACCCGACUGAUGAAGAGCUUUUGGUGCAAUACUUGUGUAAGAAGGUUGCUGGUCACCAUUUCUCCUUGCAAAUCAUUGGCGAAAUUGAUUUGUACAAGUUUGAUCCGUGGUUCUUACCAGGUGAGGCAAUAUUUGGUGAAAAAGAAUGGUAUUUUUUCAGUCCGAGAGACCGCAAGUACCCCAAUGGAUCCCGACCCAACAGGGUUGCCGGGUCUGGGUAUUGGAAGGCCACCGGUACUGACAAAGUAAUCACGACAGAGGGACGUAAAGUUGGCAUCAAGAAAGCUUUGGUCUUUUACGUUGGCAAAGCCCCAAAAGGCACCAAAACUAAUUGGAUCAUGCAUGAAUAUCGCCUUCUUGAAUCCUCUCGCAAAAGUGGAAGUACAAAGUUGGAUGAAUGGGUAUUGUGUCGGAUUUACAAGAAGAAUUCAAGUGCUGCACAGAAAUCCAUGUCAAGCGUUUCAAGCAAAGAAUACAGUACUAAUGGUUCAUCUUCAUCAUCCUCUUCUCAUUUGGAAGAUGUCCUUGACUCAUUGACAGAGAUUGAUGACCGGCUCUUUGCUUUGCCUCGAACCAACUCGCUCAAACCAAUGCAACACGAAGAGAAAAUCAACUUAGCAAAUCUGGGUUCAGGGAGCUUUGACUGGGCGACACUUGCUGGGCUCAACUCGUUGCCUGAACUCCUACAAACUCAGCCUGGUGCGAAUUACUCGAAUACCGAUGUCAAAGGUGUGCAUGUCCCUUCAAUGCCCCCGCUCUGCCACGCGGAUUCAUCAACAGGGAGGAUGGGGACCUCGGUUGAAGAGGAGGUCCAAAGUGGGGUUAGAACUCAGCUGCGAGAUGGCAACUCGGGGGCUUUUCAACAAAACUCGGGCGUGAUGACACCGAACUUCUCUUCUACCUUACUCGACCCAUAUGAGCUAAGGUACUCGACCCAACCGGGAAGUGGGUAUGGGUUUAGGCAGUGAGAAAUGUUAGGCAGAAUUAGAAGUGCAUUUCUGUAAAUAUUGGAUUCUUUGGGGGUACCUCUUGGGUUCAGAUUCCAAAAGAGAGAAGAUGGAGGCCGCUUUAUUAACAAGGCAAGUGAAAAUAGCCUUGCUUUUUGGGUUGCUGGUUAGAGGAUUAGAUUCCAUGUACACAAGCAUUUGCUUAUCAGUAUAAUUUAGCUUGAACAACAUUGCUGUAUAAGGAAAACCAUAUCUGUUAUGGAAAUUAUAUAGGUCUCUGAAUUUUCGUAUUGCGAUAA